AUGGCUGAACGUCGAGCAAAUCCCGUUAGCAUUGGAAUGACUGCAAUGCGAGAGCUGGAUAAGGCCAAAAUUCGAGUAGUUGAGCAAAAUGAUGUUCUGAAAGCAGCGGAACAGUUUCUAGCUACAGCGAGACAAGAAAUGAUUCUCCUUGAUGAGAAUGGAACAAUACUGGAAGAAAAAUACAACACCGUCAGGCAAAUGAUAAACAACUUUGAAACCGGCAUAAACCGAUUAAACGAACCAUUGAACACCCACCAAUAUUCGAUAAUUUCCCGGCAAUUAGAGGAGGAAAAGAACAUGUUAUUGGAGAAAUCAUCUGAAAUCUGUCUCAUUCUCUCUGAAAUUAAUGUGCUUCUCCGCCUCGUCCUUCCCAACAUCCCACGAGAGAAACUAUUAGAAAUUAUGGAUGAGUUGAUGUCACUGGUUUCAGAUAUCGAAGAAACUGCAUCAAGUGUCCUGGCAGCUAUCCGUGACCACUGUAACGACUCGAUGACUUUGGAAAAAACUGGAAAAUGGGGGGAGCUGACGGGAAAAGUUUACUGGACCCUUACAGCAAUUCACUUGAAUCUUCCGAGUUUUAAUUUAAGCAUAAUUCAGAACAAUUUGAUUCAUAACCUGAUCACCCAUAUCAACUCGUUCUACAUGCCACGUUGGUGGGUCGCCUUUCUAGAAGUAGUCGGUAAAGAAAAAGAUGUGGAGAGUUUUUGGAGUAAAGUCUACAAGUAUCGAGACGAGUUGAAGGUGCUGACGGAGCAAGUGGAGGCAAUUCUUGGAUAUGACUAA
Messenger RNA from Caenorhabditis remanei, 783 nucleotides. RefSeq lists its product as uncharacterized. The transcript is spliced from 6 exons. Lineage: Eukaryota; Metazoa; Nematoda; Chromadorea; Rhabditida; Rhabditidae. The coding region runs from base 1 to 783 and encodes 260 amino acids. The record is from RefSeq and is a predicted model, not a curated record.